UCUGGUUCGAGCCCCGGAUCCCCACUUUAAGGGGGGAAUGCUUCCAAGCAAUGAAGUAAGUCUGUAGUUGUCUUUCUCUCUCCCUCUCUGUCUCCCCCUUCUCUUUCAAUUUCUCUCUGUCCUAUCCAGGAAAAUGGAAGAAAUGGCUUCCAGGAGCAGUGAAUUUGUAGUGAUAACCCUGGAGGCAAAAAAAAAAAAAAAAAAAAAAGAUCAAGCAGCAUUGCCUUUCAUCCAUGAGCUUAUUGAUAUGUGUAAAUAAAAAAUUAAAAGGAAAAAAGCAAAACUUUGUUCUCAAAGCAGGAAUGUGAUUGAAGAAACCCUGGUCCUGCUCGCUGGUAUCCCAGGGAGAGAAAUGUCAAGCCAAAGCCCUUUCCUUGACCCCCUUCCUAGUCCAUCUCCCAGGCACCAAGUAUGGCUGUGGGAGUGGAGGCUGUGGCGCCUGCACCGUCAUGGUGUCCAGAUACGAUGUGAAGACCAAGAAGAUCCACCACUAUGCAGUCACAGCAUGCCUGGUACCCAUAUGCUCUCUGCAUGGGGCUGCCAUCACCACAGUGGAAGGUGUAGGAAGCAUCAAAACCAGAAUCCACCCUGUGCAGGAAAGACUAGCCAAGUGUCAUGGCACACAGUGUGGCUUCUGCAGCCCAGGAAUGGUGAUGUCCAUCUACACGCUGCUGAGGAACCACUUGGAGCCAAGCCCAGAGCAGAUCAUGGAAGCUCUUGGAGGUAAUCUAUGUCGCUGUACUGGAUACAGACCAAUUAUAGAAAGCGGAAAAACAUUCUGUUCAGAAUCUACCAUUUGUCAAAUGAAAGGAUCGGGAAAAUGUUGCAUGGAACAAGAAGAGAGGUCUUUUGAAGAUAAGCCAGAAAAAAUAUGUACCAAACUCUACAAUGAAGAUGAAUUCCAGCCCCUGGAUCCGUCCCAGGAACCUAUAUUUCCUCCUGAGCUGAUAAGAAUGGCAGAAAAUCCAAACAAGAGAAGGCUGACAUUCCAGGGGGAGAGGACCAUCUGGUUUACCCCUGUAACCCUAGAUGACCUUCUGGAGCUGAAAGCCACUCACCCCGAAGCCCCCCUCAUCAUGGGGAACACCACAGUGGGCCCCAACAUUAAAUUCAGAGACGAAUACUAUCCGGUUUUCAUUUCUCCACUCGGGCUUCCAGAACUGCAUUUUGUGGAAACCACAGAUGAUGGGGUCAUAAUAGGUGCAGGGAAUAGCCUGGCACGGUUGAGUGAUGCUUUACAUUUUAUCAUUUCGGAACAAUCAAAGGAGAAAACCAAGACCUACCGGGCUCUCCUGAAGCAUCUGAGAACUCUUGCUGGAGCACAGAUUAGAAACAUGGCGACUUUAGGAGGACAUGUGGUGAGCAGGCCUAACUGUUCUGACCUAAAUCCCAUUUUAGCGGCAGGAAAUGCUGUCAUCAAUGUGGCAUCUAAAGAAGGAAGACGGCAAAUUUCUUUAAAUGGCCCAUUCCUUGAGAAAUCUCCGGAAGCUAACCUGAAGUUGGAAGAGAUUGUAUUAUCUGUUUUUAUUCCCUACUCCAUGCAGUGGCACUUUGUGUCAGGACUCCGCCAGGCCCAACGUCAGGAGAAUGCUUUUGCCAUUGUCAAUGCCGGGAUGAGUGUGAAGUUUGAAGACGGCACAGACACCAUCAAGGACCUUCGAAUGUUUUAUGGAGGCGUAGGCCCCACCGUUGUCUCUGCAUGUCAAACCUGCAAGCAGCUCAUCGGGAGACAAUGGAAUGACCAAAUGCUGAGUGAGGUGUGCCGCUUGGUCCUGACCGAGAUUGACAUCCCCCCAGCCGCUGAGGGUGGCAUGGUAGAAUACAGGCGAACCCUCGUCAUCAGCUUACUCUUCAAGUUCUACCUCAAAGUGAGGAGAGGCCUGAACAAAAUGGAUCCCCAGAAAUUCCCUGAUAUUCCAGCGAAGUUUGUAAGUGCUCUAGAAGAUUUUCCCAUUGAAACCCCCCAAGGAAUUCAAAUGUUCCAGUGUGUGGAUCCCAAACAACCCCCACAAGAUCCAGUUGGCCACCCGAUGAUGCACCAGUCAGGCCUCAAACACGCCACAGGAGAAGCUGUAUAUGUUGACGACAUGCCUGCCAUCAGCCAGGAACUCUUUCUGGCCGUUGUCACCAGCACCAGGGCUUAUGCAAAGAUCAUAUCAAUUGACACUUCAGAAGCCCUAGCAUAUCCAGGUGUCGUUGAUGUGAUAACAGCUGAGGAUGUUCCAGGAGAAAACAUGACAGGGGGAGAGGUUUUCUAUGCACAGAACGAGGUCAUCUGUGUGGGCCAGAUUGUCUGCACUGUGGCUGCUGAUACCUAUGCCCAUGCCAGGGAGGCUGCUAAGAAAGUGAAGGUCGCCUAUGAAGACUUAGAACCAAAGAUCAUCACUAUAGAGCAAGCCCUAGAGCACAACUCAUUUCUUUCUGUUGAGAAAAAAAUUGAACAAGGAAAUGUAGAGCAUGCUUUUAAACAUGUUGACCAGAUCAUUGAAGGUGAGAUCCACGUAGAAGGACAGGAGCAUUUCUAUAUGGAAACACAAACCAUCCUUGCUAUCCCAAAAGAGGAAGACAAAGAAAUGGUGCUAUACCUUGGAACGCAGUUCCCAAUGCAAGUGCAGGAAUAUGUGUCUUUAGCACUAAAUGUCCCAAGGAGUAGAAUCGCCUGCCACAUGAGAAGAACCGGAGGAGCAUUUGGGGGGAAAGUGACCAAGCCCUCUAUGCUCGCAGCUAUCUCUGCUGUGGCCGCCAACAAGACAGGUCGCCCAAUCCGGUUCAUCCUAGAACGUGGUGAUGACAUGCUGAUAACUGCUGGCCGCCACCCACUCCUGGCUAAAUACAAGAUUGGAUUUAUGAAUGAUGGUGUGAUCAAAGCUGCUGAUGUCGAGUAUUAUGUCAAUGGUGGAUGCACCCCUGAUGAGUCUGAGAUGUUAGUAGAAUUCAUCGUGCUGAAAUCUGAAAAUGCAUAUUAUAUUCCUAAUUUCCGGUGCCGAGGUAGGGCUUGCAAAACCAAUUUGCCAUCCAACACUGCUUUUCGAGGAUUUGGCUUCCCUCAGGGGACAGUGGUGCCUGAAGCUUACAUCACUGCUGUGGCAGCUCAAUGCAACUUACACCCUGAAGAGGUUAGAGAGAGAAACAUGUAUAAGAAAAUCAGCAAAACAGCUUUUGGUCAGACUUUUAAUCCAGAGCCCUUGCAAAAAUGCUGGAAAGAAUGUCUGGAGAAAUCUUUAUUCACUAAGAGGAAGUUGAUUGCUGAGGAGUUUAACAGAAAGAAUUACUGGAAGAAGAGGGGCCUGGCCAUCGUCCCCAUGAAAUUUACCAUCGGGGUUCCGAUGAGUUACUACACUCAGGCCACUGCUCUAGUCCACAUCUACCUUGAUGGCUCUGUUUUGGUGACGCAUGGUGGCUGUGAAUUGGGACAAGGCCUUCACACCAAAAUAGUGCAGGUGGCGAGUCGGGAACUGAACAUUCCCUCAUCGUAUAUACACCUGUCAGAAACAAGCACAGUCACUGUGCCCAAUGCAGUCUUCACCGCGGGCUCCAUGGGGACAGACAUCUUUGGCAAAGCUGUACAGAAUGCCUGCCAAAUUCUUAUGUCCCGUAUCCAGCCAGUCAUCAAUAAAAACCCUAACGGAAAGUGGGAGGAAUGGAUUGGAAAAUGCUUUGAAGAAUCCAUCAAUCUCUCAACAACUGGAUAUUUCAAAGGCUUCCAGGUGCAUAUGGACUGGAAGAAAGAGGAAGGUGAAGCUUAUCCCUACUGGGUAUAUGGCGUAUCUGCUUCAGAGGUUGAGAUCGACUGUCUGACCGGGGCUCAUAAGCUCCUGAGAACUGACAUCUUCAUGGAUGCUGCUUUCAGCAUAAACCCUGCCCUGGACAUUGGCCAGAUUGAAGGAGCAUUUAUCCAAGGCAUGGGUUUAUAUACCAUAGAAGAGCUGAAAUACUCCCCAGACGGUGUGCUUUACUCUCGGAGUCCAGAUGACUACAAGAUCCCCACUGUCACUGAGAUACCAGAAGAAUUCUACGUCACUUUGGUGCAUUCCAGAAAUCCCAUUGCCAUCUAUUCAUCCAAGGGGUUGGGUGAGGCUGGAAUGUUCCUGGGGUCCUCCGUGCUGUUUGCCAUCUAUGACGCAGUGGCUGCUGCCCGCAGAGAGAGGGGACUGACAGAGACCUUCACCCUGAGCAGCCCCGUAACACCUGAGCUGAUCAGAAUGACAUGUGUGGAUCAGUUUACUGAUAUGAUUCCCAGAGAUGAUCCUUCAACAUUUACACCUUGGUCCAUCCAUGUGUCUUAAUCUCAACUUUUCUUAGAAAAUGCUGGUAUAUAUGUGAUCGACUUUAGAAUUUGCAGACCUGAACAGAAUGUAGGUUGGCUCACACCUCUUAAGAAUGACUUUAGCAUCUUUUAAUUAUUCUCUGGGAUUUAGGUCACUGUAUGAUUGAUGUUUAGAAUGAAAUGUUUUCACCAAUAGGUAUAGUGAAGUUCAGAAUCAAAACUUUUUUUUUUCCAUUCUUAUUAUCCCAACUACGGACCUCGCUGUACUCUAACACUCAGCAGUGUUUUCAUUCCCUGUGCCUACUCAAGAGACCACUCCAGUUUUGCUCUUCAGACCUCAGCUCACCCUAGAAACUCUUGAGGACUCAAUUCUGCAAAGCCUGUGAAGUGCUGGUAGUAACUGGCUCACCUGGGAAAUCCAUGACUCAAGGUGCUCACAAGUUUUCUCACUGUGAAUACUCUCAUCCUGGCCGAUUUGAACCCAUCUGCGUGAGGUCUCUGGGAGUGAGUGGGGAGACAUGCCUGAGGCCAGCUCAUGCUCUCCUGACCCUCAGCCCUGAGUUCCCUCACUCCCUAGUGGUGUGUCUAGACCAGAUCUAGGGAAUAAGCCAUCCAGAGGCUCCAGCUGUUUCUACCUGCCCUGAGCCCUGCACCUGUAUAGAACUUCUUCAAUGGCAAACCACAGCCAAGGUCCCUACUGUGCCCCAGUGUCUAAAGAUAAAUUCAGUGCCACCCUCCUUCUGCCAUAUCUACGAGACACAGACUCCUUAGCACUCUGUUUUAGUUACCUCUUAGCUUUUUUUUUUUUUUUUUUUUUUUUAAUGAGAGGGAUAGGAGGAGAGAGAGAAAGAACCAGACAUCAUUCUGGUACAUGUGCUGUCGGGGUUUGAACUUGGGACCUCAUACCUUGAGACUUCAACACUUUAUCCACUGUGCCACCUCUGGGAUUACCCCCUUAACUAUUUUGUAUUGUAUUUUUCUGAGGAAAUUGAGUCUUAUGUCAGAGAAGAUGUUCAGUUCUCCUAAGGUUUGAAGGCAUAAAUAAAGAGCUGAAAUCACUU
Erinaceus europaeus (western European hedgehog) is the source of this 5328-nucleotide messenger RNA. RefSeq names its product aldehyde oxidase 4-like. The coding region runs from base 450 to 4286 and encodes 1278 amino acids. The transcript has 33 exons. Lineage: Eukaryota; Metazoa; Chordata; Mammalia; Eulipotyphla; Erinaceidae. Gene Ontology annotation, molecular function: iron ion binding; FAD binding; oxidoreductase activity. The record is from RefSeq and is a predicted model, not a curated record.